AUGCAGCAGGAAGGGUUCGAGGUGUUGAAAGAGGAACAGAUCUUCCACAGGUAUCUGACCAUCAUCGAUAGAGUUGUCAAGUAUCCGAAUGGUAAAGAAGUAAAGUUCGACGUUCUUACCUGCCCAAGCAACCAUUUCGUGACUGCUCUCGCUUUCUUCACGUCAACAAAACAGUUUGCUGUGAUCAAGGAGUACUUUCAGGGCGUCAACAGAAUAGGAUCGGCGAUCGCAUGUGGUAGAUAUGAACCAUCAAAACAUAACAGCAUCUUGCACGCAGCAGAAUGUGAGUUGUCGGAGGAGUGUGCGCUGAAGGGAGGGAAAUGGAUCAAACUUAUUCCCGAUGGACAUCCGGGAGUCAUUGAGGCGAAGUGGGCAGCGACUAGAUUCACACCUUUCCUUGUGAUCGAUCCAGAAGAGGAUGAAAAUCCACUCGAGAAAGACGAGGAGGAAUACAUGCACAGGGCAAGUGUAGAAUUUUGCGUGUUUCGUUAUUCUGACUUCAUGAACAGGAGAAUGUCACUUUAG
Guillardia theta CCMP2712 is the source of this 525-nucleotide messenger RNA. RefSeq lists its product as hypothetical. Lineage: Eukaryota; Cryptophyceae; Pyrenomonadales; Geminigeraceae. The record is from RefSeq and is a predicted model, not a curated record. The coding region runs from base 1 to 525 and encodes 174 amino acids. The transcript is spliced from 7 exons.